Messenger RNA from Telopea speciosissima, 1122 nucleotides. Its product is annotated as agamous-like MADS-box protein AGL11. The transcript has 9 exons. The coding region runs from base 232 to 906 and encodes 224 amino acids. Gene Ontology annotation, cellular component: nucleus. Lineage: Eukaryota; Viridiplantae; Streptophyta; Magnoliopsida; Proteales; Proteaceae. Gene Ontology annotation, biological process: positive regulation of transcription by RNA polymerase II. Gene Ontology annotation, molecular function: protein dimerization activity; DNA-binding transcription factor activity, RNA polymerase II-specific; RNA polymerase II cis-regulatory region sequence-specific DNA binding. The record is from RefSeq and is a predicted model, not a curated record.
AGAGAGAGAGAGAGAGAAAUAAAUAGAGAAAGAAAGGAGGGAAGAAGGGAUAGAGUUGCUUGGCUUGUUUGGGUUUGGAGUAUGGGUUGCGUAGAGUUGUAGAGUGAGAGAGAGAACCACCAAAGUUUCCGAAAGCUGCUACUGCUGCUUUGCUGCUGCUGCUGCUGAGAGAUAGACAUUUCCGAGAGAGAGUUAUCGAAGGAGCAAGUGAAAAAGAACGAAUUCCUUCAAAUGGGGAGAGGAAAGAUUGAAAUCAAGAGGAUUGAGAACACCACAAACCGUCAGGUUACCUUCUGUAAGAGAAGGAAUGGACUUCUGAAGAAAGCUUACGAGUUAUCGGUCCUUUGUGAUGCCGAAGUAGCUCUUAUCGUCUUCUCAAGCCGCGGUCGCCUCUAUGAGUACUCUAAUAACAGCAUAAAAUCAACUAUAGAGAGGUACAAGAAGGUCUCUUCAGAUAGUUCAAACAUAACCUCUGUUGCAGAGGCAAAUGCUCAAUAUUAUCAACAAGAAGCUACAAAGUUGCGCCAGCAAAUACAAAUCCUGACGAAUGCGAACAGACACUUGAUGGGUGAUUCACUCAGUUCUCUAACUGUCAAGGAGCUGAAGCAGCUGGAGAACCGACUUGAACGAGGCAUGACACGCAUAAGAUCCAAGAAGCAUGAGCUAUUAUUUGCCGAAAUCGAAUACAUGCAGAAAAGGGAAAUGGAACUUCAGAAUGACAAUAUGUACCUGCGAGCUAAGAUAGCUGAAAACGAGCGUGCACAGCAAGCAAAUAUGGUAACAGGGCAAGAUUUCGAGCCAAUUCAGUCAUACGAUUCGCGGAACUACUAUCAAGUGAAUAUGUUAGAGGGAGGACCUGCCUACUCUCAUCCUGAUCAGAGUCAGACAGCUCUUCAUCUUGGGUAGUUGGGUGAAGAAGUAACAUGUCUUGGAAUGGAUCUAUGUUGCGACUGAACGUGAAGCUAUCUCCUUCUACUUAAUUCAAUUAUUCACUCUUAGCACGCACUGUCUCAGGAACAUAUUAAGUGAGAAAAAACUAUGAGCAUUCACAGAAAGAAGUAUUUAUCUUAGAACUUCUAAAAUGGAUAAUUAUCCCUUUCUAUUUAACGUUAAGUUAUAAAU